AUGAAGGCUGUUUGCGUCGCGUCGACCCUCCUGGGACUUGCCCUGGCUGCACCUCAGGGUGUCACUGACAAGAUUCCACCGGAGGGUGCUACUCCCGAGGGAUGCAAGACCAGUCUCGAUGGAAAAUUUGAGAUCACCGUCGCCCAGGUCUCUUAUCAGAAGAGGGAUAUCCAGCCGCGUGCUGAGUGUGGUUCCAACGGCGUUCUGGUCAUGUCUCUCAAGGAUGGCCAGACAUACGACUCUCUUGACCGCACUGGUUACAUCGCUUCCAACUACCAGUUCCAGUUCGAUGGCCCCCCUCAGGCCGGUGCCCUCUACACCAGCGGAUUCUCCGUCUGCGAGGACAACCUUCUGGCCCUCGGGUCCAAUAAGACCUUCUACCGGUGCUUGUCGGGCGACUUCUACAACCUGUACAACGCCCACUGGGCUGAGCAGUGUGAACCUGUCUCUAUCAUUGCCCUCCCGUGUGGCUCCUCCGACACUGCUGGUCAGAUCGGAGAUGGCCAGGUUGUUGGCACGACUGUCGUCCAGACCACCAUCGUCACUGCCCUCCCCGAUGGCCAGCCUCAAGUCAUCACCACCGCGGUUCCUGUUCCUGUCACUUCCUUCUACCCGACCAGCGCUCCCGUGAGCCAGAUCAGCGAUGGGCAGAUCCAGGUGCCGCCCCCGCAGACCGCUACCAGCGUAGCCACCGCCAGCGCUCCUGUCACCACUGCUGCCCCGGCCCCAUCCGAGACUGGCUCCGUCUCCCUCCCUACCGGCACUGCCGUUCCCAGCUCGACGGUUGCGUCCCCAAGCGUCACUGCUAGCGUCCCCUCUAGUGCCGGUGGUAGCAGCUCAUCCGCUUCUGCCAGCUCUCCGGCUGCUACCGUCUCCGCCCCUGCCUCGAGCGGAUCUUCGCGCACCACUGCCGCCUCCCUGGGCGCCUUGGUCGUCGCUCUCUUCGCUUUUGCUUGCUUGUAA
This is a messenger RNA of Neoarthrinium moseri, 963 nucleotides long. RefSeq lists its product as uncharacterized. The coding region runs from base 1 to 963 and encodes 320 amino acids. Gene Ontology annotation, molecular function: structural constituent of cell wall. Gene Ontology annotation, biological process: fungal-type cell wall organization. The record is from RefSeq and is a predicted model, not a curated record. NCBI's taxonomy places the organism in Eukaryota, Fungi, Ascomycota, Sordariomycetes, Amphisphaeriales, Apiosporaceae. The transcript is spliced from 2 exons. Gene Ontology annotation, cellular component: fungal-type cell wall.